This is a messenger RNA of Drosophila obscura, 798 nucleotides long. RefSeq names its product nuclear protein 1. Bases 145 to 351 code for a protein of 68 amino acids. Gene Ontology annotation, cellular component: nucleus. The record is from RefSeq and is a predicted model, not a curated record. Gene Ontology annotation, biological process: regulation of transcription by RNA polymerase II; negative regulation of cell cycle; negative regulation of cell population proliferation. Lineage: Eukaryota; Metazoa; Arthropoda; Insecta; Diptera; Drosophilidae. The transcript has a single exon.
GUUCUGCAGCGAAGGGGAAAAAAGUGAAAAAUUCGUCCAUAGUUGCAGCCAAAAGGCCACAGCAAAGAAAGAAAAAGCAAAAACCAAGCAAACGCAUUAUAUUGCAGCUCGUUUUAGUCAAAUUUAAAUAAAACGCCAACAACCAUGUCCGAGUCACAUUUUGAUGAGUACGAGCACUAUAACUUCGACCAUGACAAGCACAUUUUCUCUGGCCACGGCGGUAAGCAGCGAUCCAAGAAGGAGGCCAGCGUGCACACCAACCACUUCGACCCCUCCGGUCACUCCAGAAAAAUCCUAACCAAGCUCAUGAACACAAACACCAACAACAUUAAGAAGGCCUGCAAAAACUGAUGCAGGGCUGCCGCUAACGCGGAAUCAAAGAAAGGCAAAGAGUUGAAGAGAGUCGAAAACGAAGAAAUAAUCGAAUUUAAGUUACUAAAAGGCAAACGAGAAGAAAAGGCAACAAGAAGAAAUUGAAAAUCAAGCAGCGCAGCGCAGUGGCGUUUGUGGGCAGAGAAAGAGAGUGGUGGAGUGGAGAGGAAGCGGAACAGCCACUGGAAGUGCACAAUACACUGAAUUUCCAUGAAGCAGGAGGAGCAACGGAAAAAAACUUUUUGUGAACAUUAUAAUAAUUUUAUUUGCUUAUAGUUUCACAAACAAAAAAAAUUACCCUUAGCUUAAACUAUUUCCUAAACUUAAUUCAGACUUACAAUUUCUAGUUAAUAAGCUAUAGUGAGUUUCACAUUAUGAAGUUUGAUUUAGAUAUUACAUACACAAUAAAGAGAAACACAAUACUGA